GGCUCCGGCAGCCGCUGCUGGCUCCACAUCCUCAUCCUGAUGCUCCAGAUCCUUCUUUUUCUUGUGUACAAGGGGUCCCUUUUCUGCACCAACACUUGCUUUUGGUUUCCAGACUGUCAAAGACCCCAGCUUUUCCUGCACAUUGAACAGGGCUGUGGGGGAAUCUGUUCAGUUGCCCUUGAACUACUCUUUGAGUCCUGACGUCCGAGAGAUAGAAUGGAACUGGAAUUCUGAGGAUGAGAGAAAGCAGUUUCUGGUGUCUUGGAAGCCUAAAACCCCUAUUCCUGAGUGGUAUGAACUUGAAGACAAAUAUAAGCACAGAUUCCAUCUGACUGAGAAGUAUUUUUUGGACAUUUUGAAUCUCACCAUGGAAAUGAGUGGACUAUAUACGGCGGAAAUCAAAUUUCACUCAGGAAAAUCCCAGAAGGUAGCCUUUAGACUCUGUAUACAUGAACCCAUUCCUGAACCCCAAAUUCUGAUUCAUUCAUCAUCCAACACAUUAGACUGGUGCAAUGUCAGUCUGGAGUGUGGGACCCCAGGGACCAUGGAGAACUUCAUAGUGACCUGGUUGAGCAACGACUUUUCCAGGGAAUUGAAGCAGCAAGGGACACUGUCAGUAGCCUCCAACUCCAGGAAUCUAAGUCUGAGCCUGCCCCUGAGUCAGUUAAAUGGUCAUCUCAUUUGUAUGGUCAGCAACCCUGCAGACGAGAAGAAUGCAACCUUAGACCUGGAGAGCGUCUGCCCAGAGAGGGGUUCUUUCCAGAGCAAAUGGCUUUGGAAAGGAGUUCUUGUCAUGGUUCUGGUGGUGAGUCUGGGAGCUGGAGUGUGGGUCUGGAAGAGGAAGAAGACGGAGACUGAGAGAGGUGGGACCACCCUCCUGCCUGCAGUACCAGCCUCAGCCACUGUUUCCCAAGCCCCUCCUACAGCUGACUCUGAUGACCUGCAGAUGGAUGAACUUGAUAGUCAGGACCCUCCCUAUGCAGAGAUCAGCCCUCUGAGGCCCCCUAAGAACAACUUGGACAAGGAGACCUGCCAUGCACAGACCCCCAAGCCAACUCUGGAAGUCCACACUGUUUAUGAGAAGAUUCAUAAAAGUCCAGACCCCAAAGGGGACACCUAGAUCAUGAAUGGACUUGGACAAUGAGAGGCCUGGGGCGGCUUGCUCAUGACUCUAAUUCUGGGACCCUCACUGUCCAGUGGUGCUUCUGCAGUGCCCAGAGACCUUCAGGCUGGAAAAUCCUCCCUAGAUGAGUCGGUGAGCCGACUGUCCUGGGAAAGACUUGUCUAGAAUGAGGCAGAAUUACAACUGAAUCAAACUUUUCACAUAUUCUCUCAGUGACCCUGGACAACCUGCUGAAUUUAAUGAAGCCUGUGAUUAUCAGGACAAUGGGCAUGCGCUACUUCAGGUAGCCUCUGGGUUUAGAAACUGAGGUCCUGCGUGCAUGCUCCGUGAGGUUGCCAUGCAUGCCCGCUCAGUGAGAUCACUGGCGAAUGCUCAACAAGACUCCUCUUUUACCUGGAAUCCCUUAUCUAGGAGAAGCUUCCUGUUAUGAUCUUACUGGCCUUGCUACUAGACCAUAUUGCCAGCGGCGCUCCCUUGUGGAAAACAUUUCUCUAAUUAUUUUUACAAACUAAAACUGUCCUUGGGGAUAAAAAAACAAACAAACAAACAAACAAACAAACAAACAAAAAAACACCUAAUGAUAGACACCACCAUUCCUUCAGCUGCUUAUUUCUACAUUUAAAAAUAGCCACUGAAACCUAUUUAAAAUGAAAAAAUAAAGUACAAAUAUUUAUUUUGAAUGCA
Sciurus carolinensis (gray squirrel) is the source of this 1807-nucleotide messenger RNA. RefSeq lists its product as uncharacterized. The record is from RefSeq and is a predicted model, not a curated record. Lineage: Eukaryota; Metazoa; Chordata; Mammalia; Rodentia; Sciuridae. The coding region runs from base 368 to 1120 and encodes 250 amino acids. The transcript is spliced from 8 exons.